AUGGGCAAAUCUACCUUCACUACCAAUCCGUACCCCAACCUUGCUCUGUCUGAGACGGACCGUGAGAGGCUCCUGCAACUGGCGGAGGACCUGAUCGUCGACGUCUUCCCCAAGUACGAGUCCUUCGUGGUGAACGACAAGCGCGAGGUGAAGAAGGAGCAGUGGAAGGUCAUCGGCACCGACAAGAACAUGCGCGUGUACGUGGAGCGCAAGGGCUGGAACGAAGACACCGACGACGAGAAGGAUCGUUCAACUCCAACCCCAGAGGCCGACCCGAACGACUCCUGGUUGAGCAAGAUGCCGGUUAUCCUCGCCGAGGGCACCUUCGAGGGCCAGCUGAACGACCUCAUGUUCGGCACCGUGAACCCCACGCAGCAGAUCAUGCGCGUCAAGGCCUCGUACGUCAAGGAUUACAGCGACGGUGCGGUGCUGGCCAACAUCAUCGUCCCCACCGCUGAAGAGCCCUUCCGCUCCGUGUCCGUCAAGUGGAACCAGAUCAACCUGCCACUCAACCAGACCGGGUUGAUACAGAACCGCGACUUCGUCUGUCUAGAGGCCACCGGCAUCCUGCACUUCGCUAACGGAGACCGCAUAGGCUACCAACUGCUGCAGUCGAUCGAGUUCCCGGAGACUGUGCCGACACCUGGGACCAUUCGAGCGAAACACCGAGCCAUUGGCUUCUACCGGCAGAUUGGCCCCAACGUCAUCGACACGUUCGUCUUCGACACAGUGCACCCUGGCGGCAAAGUGUUCCGGUCAGUGGCGCUUGAAGCCUCAGCCAAGGCUCUGCUGUCCACCAACAACUACGUCAUCUGCGGACAAACCAAGAAGCUGACCUGGAGACUGCAGCAUCGCCAAGCUGAGACCCGCAUGAACCGCCACCGCAGCAGCACCCGCAAUAUUCUCGCAGGCGACCGCAUGUGCACAGUUUGUUCGCGGAAUCUGGCGCCUGGGAGCUUCGGGUUCCCCACAGUGGGGGCUCUGGGCAAGAGCUCGUGCAAGCUCUGCAUGAACCCCGUGUGCCUCAAGUGCAAGCGCCCCAAGGCCAUCAGCUUCCUUACGCCUGACGGGAAGCUGCUGCGCCACAAGAUCACGUUCUGCGUCAUGUGCAUCAGCGAAGUCACGCAGAUGGACGCGCUGCCAGCGGCCCGCGACCAGGCUGAGGGCUACCAGGCCUACAACGUCAUGGCGUCGCUCUCCGGGUCAGACAUUCUGUCCGAGGACGGCUUCUGUUGA
This is a messenger RNA of Phytophthora sojae, 1236 nucleotides long. RefSeq lists its product as hypothetical. Bases 1 to 1236 code for a protein of 411 amino acids. The transcript has a single exon. The record is from RefSeq and is a predicted model, not a curated record. NCBI's taxonomy places the organism in Eukaryota, Oomycota, Peronosporomycetes, Peronosporales, Peronosporaceae.